Nerophis lumbriciformis (worm pipefish) is the source of this 1173-nucleotide messenger RNA. RefSeq lists its product as uncharacterized. NCBI's taxonomy places the organism in Eukaryota, Metazoa, Chordata, Actinopteri, Syngnathiformes, Syngnathidae. The record is from RefSeq and is a predicted model, not a curated record.
GGACGAUCAAGACUCCAUCACGCUGCAGAAUUCCAGUCUUUACUCCACAAAAAGUGUCAACUAAAGCGUUAGGUUUAACUGACGAUGGAUCUGCUGUGCUGGGGCAAUAGAGAGCUGGGCCAGAGCGGGCAUGGCAGACCAGGUGACGUCACCCCAGAGGACUCUCGCCUCGGAGAGUUCACAGAAGGAGGGCUGGGCAGGGUGAAGACGAUGGCAUGUGGGUCUACCCACUCCGUGGUGGUCACAGUGGCUAACAAGAUCUUUACGUGGGGAAAUGGCACCAGCGGACAGUUGGUUGAUGGAGAAAGGGCAGUAAAGGACCAGCCAGUGGAAAUCACAUUACCACUGGAAGAGAAUCGUAAAGGAUGGGACGACAAUGUUCAGCAGAUGAAAAUAGCUGGUGUUGCCUGUGGAAGCAGACACUCCUUCGUAUGGACUAAAACUGGGCUGGCCUACGGUUUUGGAAACAACUAUUACGCUCAGCUGGGCUAUGACUUCCAGAGGGCUGAUUUCAAGGAACACCAGCUGACACCACGUUUGUUCCGGAGUCUACCAUCAUCUUUGAAGAUCUCUCAAGUGACCUGUGGAGAGCGACACACACUGUUUGCACUGCAGGACGGAAGAGUCGCGGCUUGUGGGCACAAUGAUUGUGGACAAAUUGGCAGCGGUUCUGAUGAGAAUGUGAUCAUCCCUCGCUUUGUGGAGGGUUUGGACCACGUGUCUAAGGUCACCUGUGGGGCCAACCACAGUCUGGCAUUGGCAGGUGACGGGAGGUUCUUUCAAUGGGGCAUUGGACGAGCAUGCGGAAACACAACAAAGAACAUCCUUCGCCCACAACGCGUGAUGCUGCAAAGUUCGCCAGUGAAGGAAGUAGCUGCGGGAUGCUGGCACAGUCUGCUUCUAUCAGCCCGUCACUCCGGGGAGGGCGGGAGGGAGAGACUUGCCAGGCUGGAGCUGGGAUGCGCCCAAGCAGCCGUCUUCACGGCAAACCACCCAAGCAGCCAGCAGGGCAGCCAGCCCACUCCACCACAUGUCAGACAAGCCCUGACUCUGUGCCCUUCACCCUCUCUUCACUCCCUCCAACACGCGCACCGCGAUGUCAACAGGCCCUCCCACAUUUUGGAGCUAAAAGUGGGCGUUCCCAAGCCUACAAGCCUACAAUCACUGCUGUAA